AUGCACUUUAACGGCAAGAACCCUUUUAUAAACGUAGUGCACGAUCUCGGAAUCAAUUUCAAUUUAGCGAUAUUCCGAAAAUACUUUAAAAGUAUUAAAAGCACUUCGAAGCAGAUGCUUAUAAAGGCUUAUUAUAGCGUCGAGCUAGUGGAACGCUAUUACGUCUUUGUGCGACGCGCCUUUAAGAUCGUCAUAAAGGAGCUUCUAAAGGCCUUAAGGGAAAACCGGCUUCAAAUGGCUAUUAAAGCUAUUAACGAUACGGCGGGACUUAAUAGCUUGGUCUUUACGCUUUUCGUCUUUAAUACUUUAUCGAAGCUAACGGAGCAAGAUCGACUUGCUGCGUUUACUUAA
Messenger RNA from Drepanopeziza brunnea f. sp. 'multigermtubi' MB_m1, 351 nucleotides. The record is from RefSeq and is a predicted model, not a curated record. Lineage: Eukaryota; Fungi; Ascomycota; Leotiomycetes; Helotiales; Drepanopezizaceae.